Messenger RNA from Dunckerocampus dactyliophorus (ringed pipefish), 1801 nucleotides. RefSeq names its product acidic (leucine-rich) nuclear phosphoprotein 32 family, member A (gene anp32a). The transcript is spliced from 7 exons. The record is from RefSeq and is a predicted model, not a curated record. Gene Ontology annotation, molecular function: histone binding. Lineage: Eukaryota; Metazoa; Chordata; Actinopteri; Syngnathiformes; Syngnathidae. Gene Ontology annotation, biological process: regulation of apoptotic process. The coding region runs from base 102 to 872 and encodes 256 amino acids. Gene Ontology annotation, cellular component: nucleus.
CGGAUCAAGUUUGAAUGACGCGCAGCAGCCUUGCUCUGGAGGUGCCAGGAGCAUUUGUGCUAAUUACUCAAAGUGUGUGUCAAAGGGCGCGCUGAUCCAGGAUGGAGAUGAAGAAAAGAAUUCACCUAGAACUGCGGAAUCGCACUCCGUCAGACGUGAAAAAACUUGUGCUGGAUAACUGUCGCUCCAAUGACGGCAAGAUUGAGGGCCUAACAGAUGAAUUUGAGGAGCUGGAAUUACUGAGCACAAUCCGUGUUGGACUGACCACAGUGGCACACUUGCCCAAACUUAAAAAACUCAAGAAGCUCGAACUCAGCGAAAACAAGAUCUCAGGAGGCUUGGAAGUUUUGGCAGAGAAAUGCCCCAACCUCACACAUCUGAACCUCAGCGGCAACAAGAUUAAAGACCUCAGCACCAUUCAACCUUUGAAGGAACUGGGCGCCCUGAAAAGCCUGGACCUGUUCAACUGCGAAGUGACAAACCAGAGCGAGUACAGAGAAAGUGUUUUCAAGCUACUGCCACAGCUCACGUAUUUGGAUGGAUACGACAAAAACGACAAAGAGGCACCGGAUUCAGACUCCGAGCUUUACCCUGAAGGCUGGGAAUAUGAUGAGGAAGAUGAGGACGAUUUAGAUGAGGAGGACUAUGAUGAAGAUGCUGCACCGGGAGAUGAAGAGGAGGAAGAAGGCGAGGAAGAAGAUGAGAAUGAAGAGGAGGGCCUUAGUGGAGAGGAGGAUGAGGAGGAGGAGCUCAAUGACCGAGAGGUAGACGAUGAGGAGGAGGACGAGGAAGAGGAGAAAGAGGAAGAGCGGGGUCAGAAGAGAAAAAGGGAAGUGGAUGAAGAAGGAGAGGAUGACGACGACGACGACUGAGAGUCAUUUGGAGGCUCGAUCGGUUGCUUUGAACUUACGUAUGUCCCAGUCUUUUUCCCAGUGUCUUUCCCUGCAGUAGAGAGCUUUGGUUCUUUGCACCUUUGUACACCUUUGAUGCUCUUUACAGUCCACUUUCAACUGCGUCGCAGACACAUUUUGUAAGAUAAAACAAGGCGAGGAUACACCUUUCCUUUUUAAAACCACAUUUGUUUUGUACAAUACCAGUUUGUGAAUUGUGAAGACCUGUAUUUUAAUUUUAAAAAGUCAAAGCAAGGAAAAAAUGCAUGUCAUGUAGUCGACUAAGUAGUGCAGUCCAGUAGCCAUGACUGCUACGACUGGUAGCCCAGUAAUCCCAUCAAAUCCACCUAAAAGGGAUUUUUUUUUUUUUUUACAUUUGCAUUGGACUUUAUUUAUUUCAACUAAGUUACGUGUCUUCAUAUGCUGUCCUGAUGUACAACUUGUGUAUGAAAUAUGCCGAGUGUGGCACGCUUUUCAAUGAUCACACCCUUGAUCAAUCCUCAGCUUUGAUAGUUCGGAUAUUGCGUGUUUCCUGUAAAUAAUGACCAAAUCUAUUUUUUUGUAUCCUCUUGACGGCGGCAGACAUUGAACAUGUAUAACUGAUGUCAAACUAUACAGUACAUUGUAAAAAGAUAUGAAUUAUGUACUCACUACAGCAUACCUGAUCUGGAAGUGUGACAUUUCUUGGAUUUGGACCCGACUUUAUAUGCAUAUUCCCAUCAAGAAAACUAUCUCUGGCUUUGUCCAUGUUCUUUUCUUGCUUGAGAAGGUCUGGAGGCUACAUGAAGGUUACUACUGCAAAUGUGUGCAGUGAAGUGUAUUUGGAUUUUUAAUAUUAUACAUACAUUCAUUGCUAAAUUAUCUCCUUUUCCCAUCCCAUUCACCUCAAUAAAACCCUUUUUUUUAAUAUA